AUGUCAGAGAGCAUCCCUGAUUACCUAAACCUGAAUAAGAAAAGAACUGAAAGGAAGAGAAUAGGCCGAUCCUUGGAGAAAUUUAGUUCGAAUAAUACUAACUCCUCCAAUAUUACCUCCUCUCACUCAAGAACAAGGAUCAGUAGUGUGUUUAAAUUAAAGCUCCAAAGUUUAAACGAUGCCAGGAACAAAAAGAAAUAUAGCCAAAGUAUGGUCAGGUCGAAGAAAUUCGAAGUCGGGUCUGAUAAGAUUAGCUCACAUAGAGGUGAGAGUAUUGAAAAGUCCUCAUCAAUCAUUCUUAAGAAGCACAGGGUUUUGAAAUAAUAGGUUUUCUAAAGCCAAAGCCCUCUCUAAGAUUGAAGACCAAAAAUCAAUCCAAUCGAUAUCGAAAGGAGGAAUACAAGGAAUCAUUACUCCUGUUGUACAAAUUUCUUACAAUCAAAUCAAGAGUGGGAAAGAUGUAAUUGGAAGAGGCUCUAAAAGCUCUGAGGCUGCCCAUAAACCUUUGAAUAGCCAGAGAGGGAUUAGACUUGAUCUUCUGCAUAACUUUGGGGGAAAAGGAGUUCGUACAGAAUCAGAAAAGAGAAAGAAAGGAAGCUUUAUGUCUAAUCUUGAGACCCUUGCAAAUAAGACACCUAAGCUUUUAUCUAAGAAACCUGACACUCAUAAGGCAUUGUUCAAGCCAAACUUCAACCUUGAUGAUAAUCCAGAUGAUGGGGUUGAUGAGUGAAUGCCUGGUGAAAGCACAUUAUCUAAUCGUGCUAAUUCAGUUAAUGAAAGCUUUCAAAUGACUAAAAGAACCUUGAGCAGUAUGCAAAAAUCUUGCGAUCUAAAAGUGGUUGUAAACAAACCAUCAAGCAAGAUUUUCAAUCGGUUUAAAGAUAAAGUCAAAAAUUCAACUUCAACGACUCUCAACGCUGUAAAAAUUGUAUCGAUAAAUAAUCUAACUGACUCUACAAAAAGUGCUGAAACAAGUCACACAAAGAGAUACUUUUCUAAGAAACAGGCAAUAUCUUCAGAAGGUAAUCUGAAGAUCAACCCUACUCCGGAGUCAGGAAACUUUAAGUUGAACUCCUCAUGCAAUAACAACUCAAUUUCAUCGCUAAAAUUGAAUGAGAAGAACUUGCAGAUAGAUUUGGGGAAUCAGACAAAGACUGAUUUCUUCUACUCUCCUUUAGUUCGUGACAGAAGUCAUACAAUGAUAGCUGGAAAGGAGAUGAUAUUCCAUAAGUGUAAGUCUUCUCAGUCGAUUUCAUCGACUGAGAAAGGUAACACAGGGAAUCUGAAAUCAUCUCAAUGUGGGCUUCCAAAUACUCCCUUCCGAAAUAUUAAGCCCUCCAUGAGGAAAUAUCAUUACAAAGGUAUCCCUGGUCCUUUAGGUCAGGAGUGCGAUGACUUCGAAGGAGCGUAUAAGUCCUCUAACAGAGCCAGAGGGAGUAUUACUAAAGAGAAACCCAGUGGUAAAGCAAUAAGGCAGAUUAAAAACAAUGCUGAUGUCCAAAAAGUCCGUGAUGCAAUUCUCAGCUCCAUCGAUAACUCAAAUACAGAGUAUGGUUCUUAUGAGCGUCGGAAGUUGAGGUUCCUCAACUCUAUAGAUGAGAAUAAAGAUCAAGACCUACUUAAGAAAAAGUUCAGAGAUUCUCAAUCCAAACAGAAAGAUAAAGGAUUAAAAUAACACUGGAGACCUUCUUGAAAAAUGAAUUGCUGUACAAAAUAGUCUAAAUCUCCAUUUGACUCAUAAAGCUCAAUCUAAUUCUGAAAAAGAAUCAGAUAUGGAGCUCAGAAUUCCCACUGGAAUACGGAAGAUUGGGUGAAAAGCUGAUACUGUCCAGAAGGUGCAGGUGUAUUUAUCAUCUCACUACAAUAUCAAUUCAUCUACAGAGAAUAUUAAUAAUAAGUAAGGAAAGUAAUAACACAGAGGCAAUGAAGCCUUUAUCGAUCAAGCCGAAGGAGCAUGCUUCGUUAUUCAAGUCGAAAUAUAACUUAAGCUGUAAACAAGGGUAUAAAAGGACAGAGUAUAACUCUACUGAAAAGAAGAAACUAUUUGAUCCAUCUAAAGCAAAAGGACGGCCUAAGAAGUUAGAGAGGUACCUCAGACCAUCUGGAUUAUAA
Moneuplotes crassus is the source of this 2112-nucleotide messenger RNA. The record is from the annotation of a GenBank genome assembly. NCBI's taxonomy places the organism in Eukaryota, Ciliophora, Spirotrichea, Euplotida, Euplotidae.